Penicillium argentinense is the source of this 600-nucleotide messenger RNA. RefSeq lists its product as uncharacterized. NCBI's taxonomy places the organism in Eukaryota, Fungi, Ascomycota, Eurotiomycetes, Eurotiales, Aspergillaceae. The transcript has 3 exons. The record is from RefSeq and is a predicted model, not a curated record. The coding region runs from base 1 to 600 and encodes 199 amino acids.
AUGGGAGGAUACUCGGCGCUCGGUGGCAUCGAAAGGGGUGUAGUUAGGACGAUUGGUGCCCGGCCGGGAUUCCCAACCUCUUCGUCUCGACAUUUUCCCCCCAUAGUGAAUAUUCGAAGUGGCAAGAUGGAAGGUGUAUUAGGUAAACCUCAGUGUGAGACGCGGGACACCCCACGACAUCCCCGUGCUGCCAUCGGUCUUAUCUUGCGACGGUUUGGCAUGGCAUCUGCCGAGUAUAAACCAUUGUCUCCGUGUUUGCCUAGCAACAAUGGGUUCAAUGGUUCAUUGAAGUCGACCAGGAUCGGGGGUGCCCAUUCCCGGUUGAUUGCCGCUGAUCUUUGUCGCCGCGCGUUUGUUCGCAUGUCCACGGCGUUCGGGGGUUGGACGGGGCCUUUUAGCUCCUUUGUGUUCCCGCCGCAGCGAAUCCGAGCUGGCCAUCGGGAGUACAUCCGGGCUACCUGCAGCAGCCGUGGCACUGCCGUCCAGCUGGAGGUACACCGCAAGUUGCGGCGCUUGCAGACGCUCCGACUAUCCUCUGGCGCGAGCGAUCUGACAGCUUUGACGGAUUUGCGCCCGCAGUGGAGAAUCCCCGAUCGAUGA